AUGUAUGUAGACCAGAAACCUAUGACAAUAGUGAUCAUAUCCAGAAGGGAAUUGUUUCUAACACUGGCCACUGCAGAGAACAAGCAGCUACAUUCACGAGGGUGGAGGUGCAUAGCGGUUCCUCCACAUCGUUUUGGUAUGACAACUGGUCUCCUCUGGGUAAACUUAUCAAUCUGGUCGGCGCUCGUGGAUGCAUCGACUUGGGGAUACCAAUUAGCUCGACGGUGGAAAGAGUCCUCGCUACUCACAACGCCGUCGACACCGAGUGGACAUUUUAAACGGGAUAGAAGAGGCUAUUGA
Molecule: messenger RNA, 300 nt
Organism: Microthlaspi erraticum
Lineage: Eukaryota; Viridiplantae; Streptophyta; Magnoliopsida; Brassicales; Brassicaceae
Source: the annotation of a GenBank genome assembly